AUGGCAGCCGAUAUGAGCGGCGAGCAGAUGCAGGCCAAGAUUACCGCGGCCAGGCGCGAAGCUGAAGGCCUUAAGGACAAAAUCAAGCGCAGAAAAGAUGAGCUGGCAGAUACAACCCUUCGUCAGGUUGCGCAGAACCAGACCGACACCUUACCUCGCAUCGGAAUGAAGCCUCGACGGACGCUCAAAGGCCACCUGGCCAAGAUCUACGCCAUGCACUGGUCAACUGACCGUCGUCAUUUAGUGUCCGCCUCGCAGGACGGUAAAUUGAUUAUCUGGGAUGCCUACACCACCAACAAAGUCCAUGCCAUUCCUUUGAGAUCAUCGUGGGUGAUGACCUGCGCUUAUGCUCCAAGUGGUAACUACGUGGCGUGUGGAGGUCUCGACAACAUCUGCUCUAUCUACAACCUCUCCUCCCGCGAAGGCCCGACCCGUGUCGCGCGGGAACUGUCGGGGCACUCGGGCUACCUCUCGUGCUGCCGUUUCAUUAACGACCGUCGCAUUAUCACCUCCUCUGGUGACAUGACAUGCAUGCUGUGGGAUAUUGAGUCAGGAUCCAAGGUAACUGAGUUCGCGGAUCACCUGGGAGAUGUCAUGUCGAUCAGCAUCAACCCCACGAACCAGAAUAUCUUUGUUUCCGGUGCCUGCGACGCUUUCGCCAAGCUCUGGGAUAUCCGUACCGGAAAGGCCGUUCAGACUUUUGCCGGACACGAAUCAGAUAUCAACGCCAUUCAAUUCUUCCCCGACGGAAACGCUUUUGGAACAGGUUCUGAUGACACCUCCUGCCGUCUCUUCGACAUCCGUGCGGAUCGGGAGUUGAACAUCUACCAGAGCGAUCAAAUUCUCUGUGGCAUCACGUCUGUUGCUUUCUCGGUCUCUGGACGAUUGCUCUUCGCCGGUUAUGAUGACUUCGAGUGCAAGGUCUGGGAUGUUCUUCGAGGUGACAAGGUCGGUUCUUUGAGCGGCCACGAAAACCGUGUCAGCUGCCUUGGAGUCAGCAAUGACGGCAUCAGUUUGUGCACUGGCUCCUGGGAUUCUCUUGUAAGUGCCUUGAAAGCGUUAAAAACUCCCAUUGUUAUUUCGUUUUGUUGUUUUUCUUGUCUCAUUUCACAAUUACUGAUAUUUCUAUUCGUGGUACAGCUCAAGGUUUGGGCCUGGUAA
This is a messenger RNA of Aspergillus fischeri NRRL 181, 1161 nucleotides long. Its product is annotated as WD40 repeat domain-containing protein. The coding region runs from base 1 to 1161 and encodes 386 amino acids. NCBI's taxonomy places the organism in Eukaryota, Fungi, Ascomycota, Eurotiomycetes, Eurotiales, Aspergillaceae. The transcript has 4 exons. The record is from RefSeq and is a predicted model, not a curated record. Gene Ontology annotation, molecular function: protein binding; signaling receptor complex adaptor activity. Gene Ontology annotation, biological process: G protein-coupled receptor signaling pathway. Gene Ontology annotation, cellular component: cytoplasm; heterotrimeric G-protein complex.